UCGCUCACUGUUUCUCGUUAGACUCUCUUCUGCUCUCCUUUUCCCUUCUCUCUCCACCGCUUCAAAAGCAGAGCAACAACUACUGUAGAGAGAACAAAAUCAAGGACCACAAAGAAGACGGAAGAGAGAAAAGAAGGGGGGAGAGGGAAGAAAAACAAUUUCAUAGCCGGUGGAAACCAAUCCCUCGAAAUGCCGCCACCAACACAAUCGACCCCUAGCCUGAACGGUGACCACAGACCGCCACGCCCACCGCAGAGUUUAAACACCCAUCACCACCACCAACACCAACAUCAUCCUUACUACCCAUCAACGUCUUCUUCCAACUCAGCCUCCCUUAAAGGCUGCUGUUGUUGCCUCUUCCUCCUCUUCUCCUUCCUCGCUCUCCUUGUCCUCGCCAUUUUCCUCAUCAUCAUUCUUGCCGUCAAGCCUAAGAAACCUCAGUUCGAUCUUCAACAAGUUGGAGUCCAGUACAUGGGCAUCUCCGCUUCCAACACCGCUUCGUUUGACCCCACCACCGUCGCCACUGGUCCCACCACCGCUUCACUCUCUUUAACCAUCCACAUGCUAUUCACCGCCGUUAAUCCUAACAAGGUUGGCAUCAAGUAUGGAGAGUCCCGGUUCACUGUUAUGUACCAUGGGAUUCCUUUGGGGAAGGCUUCGGUUCCUGGGUUUUACCAGGAGGCUCAUAGCGAGCGACAGGUAGAGGCCACCAUCUCCGUUGAUCGCUAUAGCUUGCUGCAGGCAAAUGCUGCUGAGUUGAUUAGGGAUGCCUCGUUGAAUGAUAGAGUGGAGCUUCGGGUUCUGGGUGAAGUUGGUGCUAAGAUCCGUGUUCUAGGCUUCGAUUCCCCUGGAGUCCAGGUAUCUGUGAAUUGUGCAAUAGUGAUAAGUCCAAGGAAGCAGUCUCUUACUUACAAGCAGUGUGGAUUUGAUGGAUUAAGCGUCUGACUAAGAAGAACAUGGCCAACAGCAGAAUGCAAAGAUGAAGAAGAAAAAGAAAAUUAAUUUUCUUUGUUCUGUUCUCUAAUUUAAUUUUUCUCUCUCUCUCAAGAGUUUAGUAAGUGAGAGUGGAGAAAAGCAAAAGAUAAAAAAAAGCUAGAAAAUAGAAAGCAAGUUAAGACUGCAGAGACCCAUAUCCUCACAUCGAUGAAUGGAGUUAAAUGGAACGCAAAGAUGGGUGAUAAAAGAGAAAUGGGGAUAUUCUAAUGGGAAAUCAGAAAAAAAAAGGGGUUUUCCCAAGAUUUUGCAUUUUUUUAAUGUUGUUUACUUCACUUGGAAGGAAAAAAGAAAAAAGAAAUGAAAAAACAAAAGCUGAUUGCGUGUAAAGUGUAAUUCUCAUGUAAUGCCAUCCACACCCAAUUAGCUUA
Molecule: messenger RNA, 1364 nt
Organism: Manihot esculenta (cassava)
Lineage: Eukaryota; Viridiplantae; Streptophyta; Magnoliopsida; Malpighiales; Euphorbiaceae
Exons: 2
Coding region: 190-945 (251 amino acids)
Cellular component (GO): plasma membrane
Source: RefSeq, a predicted model, not a curated record